UUUCUCAAAAUUGAAUUUUCAUCCUAAAGUAUUCCCACUCGUAGGCGCAGUUACUAACAACAUUCAGCCAUGAAAAGCCUCUUAUCUUGAAAACAUUGGGGGUCAAAUUUCGAAACAAACAAAAUAAUAAUAUGAAUCCUUGGUACGUAGAAGUUCGAGUAGAAAAAUUGGACUAAAAAUCAUUAAUACGAUAAAAAUUAACACCGAUGCAAAAAACCGUUUUGCCUUAAAACGAAAUACUCGAAACUAGGUAGGUACAUACAUACAUUUAUGUAGAUAGGCAUUUUCGCGUCAAACUUUGAACAUGAUUGACCCAAUAACUCGCGUUGAACAAGGGAAAAUUCAAGGUAAAAGAGAAACGUCUUCGAUUUUUAAUUCCGAAUACUAUUCUUUUUAUAACAUUCCUUAUGCUCAACCACCUGUGGGCGAAUUAAGAUUCAAAGAUCCAGUUAAAGUCCAAUCAUGGAAAGGCAUUCGAAACGCAACUAAACCACAAGAUCAUUGCAUGUGUACACAAUUUUCAUUCCUUCGUCAUGAAAUCGUAGGAUCUGAAGACUGCUUAUACAUCAAUAUUUUUACGCCACAGCUGCCUCAGCCAGAUGAACCUUUGCGAGCAGUGGUUGUAUUUAUCCAUCCAGGAGGUCAAACAUGGGGUUCAAUACAUCCGGACGAUCACGGUUCGCCUGAAUUCUUGAUGCAUCACGACAUAGUAUACGUUACCGUAAGCUACAGGUUGAAUAUUUUUGGAUUCUUGAACCUCAAGUUAGAAGAAUGUUCUGGUAAUCAAGGACUGAAGGAUAUAAUAAUGGCUUUCCGAUGGAUACAUAACAAUAUUCACGCAUUUAACGGCGAUGCUUCAAAUAUAACAGCUAUUGGAAGCAGCAGCGGAGCUGUGCUAGUUCAUUUAUUACUUUUAUCACCCGCAGUCAAAGGUUUGUUCCAUAAAGCCAUCUUAAUGGGCCAGUACAUGUUCAAUUGCUUAGUUCCUUAUUGCGAAGAUCAACUCGCCAGAGCGUUUCAAUUCGCUCGAUUUUUAGGCCAUAAAAGAAACGAACCCGAUCCGAAAAAAUUACUAAUGUUUUUCAGAAGAAAAUCCGCCGAAGAACUCGUCAAGAAAAUGAAAAUGUUUGAUGCCGAAAUCGAAGAGAAUAAUCCUACCAUUAAAUCAUAUCCAGGAGGGCCUUUCAAAGAGUCGCUCGAUUUACAUAUAAUACCAGUUUCUCCUCGAAAGUUGAUAAAUUCCACCGAAAAAAUUCCGAUUAUAUUCGGUAUCUGUGAGAAUGAAGCAGUACGAGGAUUUAUGGAUCAUGAAAGAAGUAAACCUAAGUUUGAAGAAAUCUUCAACGAUUCGUAUCGCCAAAGUAUAUGGGGGUGGCCGCAUAGCCUCACAGAUGAACAGCUACGCCAUCUUAAUAAUGAAAUACACUCUUUUUACGAGUACAAAAAACCUUCAUCCGACGAUGCAGCCAGUGUACGUAAAAAAAUUGACAUCUUGAGUGAUGCUGCUUUUUCUGAAGUUUAUGAUACAUUAAUUGAUCCAAUUUCGCUUAAUCACUCAGUAUAUGUUUAUAAGUUUCAAUACGACGGUAAAAUAAGCAUGUUCAAAAAACUAGUUUCAGUAUUGGUAAAACCCGAGAUAAAAGGAACAUUUCACUGUGACGACGUUAGUUAUUGGGCCAAACAAACCGAACCACAAGAACAAAAAACACGAAGAGUUAUCAACGCAUUUACCAAAAUGCUGUGUACUUUUGCUAAGACAGGGGAUCCCAAUUAUGAGAAUAUUGAAACGCAAUGGAGACGAACGACGACGGAUAGACCGUGUUAUUUGAGCAUCGACGAGAAAUUAACAUUAAUUAAUGGAAAACUAAACGGUGAAAGAUUUGAGUUUUGGGACAAAAUGAAACGAAAAUUUCCCACAUUUCACAAAAUGUCAGACAAAAUAAUUGUAACCGUAAACGAAGGAAAAAUUAAAGGAAUUAAAAAAACAUCGUCAUUUUCUGGCACUGAAUAUUUCUCUUUUCUUGGUGUACCUUAUGGGCAGGCUCCAGAAGGCCAACUGCGAUUCAAAGAUCCUGUGAAAGUGAGACCGUGGAAAAAUAUUAUUUUAGAUGCAACAACUGAAAAACAAGGGUGUCGACAGUUCUGCAUAUUCAAAAGAGAACUCGCCGGAUCGGAAGAUUGCUUAUAUAACAAUAUUCAUACAACAAAGUUACCAUCGAAAGGAGAUCCACUAAAGCCGGUCAUUGUCGACAUUCACCCAGGCGGAUUAACAUUCGGUUCUCCAGAUCCAGAUAUAUAUGGAUCGCCGGAUUUUCUUAUGCAUCAUGACGUAGUUUUCGUCACCGUUUGCUUUCGAUUGCAUAUAUUAGGUUUUCUGGAUCUCGGCUUAAAGGAGUGCUCCGGGAAUCAAGGACUGAAAGAUAUCAUAUUGAGUCUGCAAUGGAUAAAAAAUAAUAUAAAAGCUUUUGGUGGCGAUCCUGAUAACAUAACCCUGUUGGGAAGUAGUAGUGGAUCGUCACUAGUUCAUUGUCUGAUGCUUUCACCAAAAACUGAAGGUUUAUUCCACAAAGCAGUAUUAAUGGGCAUGUAUGUCACAAAUCCUGUCCUCAUUAUUCCGCAAGAGAACGCCUCAAUGGCUUUCGAAUUGGCAAAAUCGGUAGAUUACGAAGGAAAUGACAAAAACGAAAGGAGAAAAUUAUUAGCGUACUAUAAACAAAUGCCGGUGGAUACCAUCAUAUCAUUGAGACCUGAUUCUGUCUUUCAGAAACAAAACAACAACGCUCCGAUAUUUCCGGCUUCUUUGUUCACGCACAUGUUUGAGCAAGGAGGAAACUCGAUCCUACCUCAAUCUCUCAAAGACAUGACACCAUCGAUGACCAGAGUACCCCUCAUCGUUGGAUUCUGCGAUAAAGAAGCUGCGAUGGCAUUUUUUCCUAGAUUCAAAAAUGUGAUGAAGAAGAAUUUUUAUUCGACUGUACGACAAAAUCCUUGGGGCUGGGGAUCUCACUUGAAAGAUGACGAAUUAAAACAGAUGCAAAAACAAAUUGAAACGUUCUACUUCGAAGGAAAGUCGGUAGAGGACGCAUCACUUAUGACAAAAAUCAACAUUCAAACUGAUAUUUCAUUAUCCGACAUAUACGACUCGGUCAUUAACGUCGUAGCAUCAGACCUGCCAAACUCAGUGUACGUUUAUAAAUUUGAUUUUGAAGGUAAUAUGGGUACAAUGAAAGAUAGAAUUUUGGAAGUGGUCGACGAACCGUUAGAAGGAACUGUUCACGGCUGCGAUUACAGUUAUUUCGCUUUCAUGAAAGAAUACACCAGUAGAAAGAAGCCAAUUUUGACCCAAAGAAGUAAAGGAAUGAUCGAAAUAUUCACGAAACUAAUCUGCACUUUUGCCAAAACAGGGGAUCCGAAUUACGAAAACUUAAGUGUACAAUGGAAUCCAACAACGAUAGAGAAUCCGUGUUAUUUGAGUAUAAAUGAACAAAUGAAAUUGCACGAUGGUAAAUUGAAUGGAGAACGUACGGAAUUCUGGCAAAACCUGAAGAAUCAGUUUACUAAAAGUUGAUGGUAUGCAGGCAGAAUUAUUGUAGAAAAAUCUGUAUCAAGUUUUUAAAAAUAAAUAACAUUUGGUAAAA
Messenger RNA from Planococcus citri (citrus mealybug), 3638 nucleotides. RefSeq lists its product as uncharacterized. The record is from RefSeq and is a predicted model, not a curated record. The transcript is spliced from 20 exons. Gene Ontology annotation, molecular function: serine hydrolase activity. Lineage: Eukaryota; Metazoa; Arthropoda; Insecta; Hemiptera; Pseudococcidae. Bases 305 to 3568 code for a protein of 1087 amino acids.